This is a messenger RNA of Prunus persica (peach), 2069 nucleotides long. Its product is annotated as NAC domain-containing protein 86. Gene Ontology annotation, biological process: regulation of DNA-templated transcription. Gene Ontology annotation, molecular function: DNA binding. The transcript is spliced from 4 exons. Bases 1324 to 1875 code for a protein of 183 amino acids. Lineage: Eukaryota; Viridiplantae; Streptophyta; Magnoliopsida; Rosales; Rosaceae. The record is from RefSeq and is a predicted model, not a curated record.
UUUUCUUUUUUUGGGGUCGAAUACUUGUUUCAAAUUUUUUUUCUCGGGUCUAAUGUUCCCUUUUACUAAGAGAUUGUGUUAAGGCUUUAUAGACAUGGUUUAAUUUUACCGUAAACCAUCUUUAAUAGAGUCGUUCUUAUGUGAACAAUAAUGUGAUCCAUAAUUUAUGGUACAGAAUCGCCCAUGUAUGAAUUACACAUUUGCAUUGAAAUUCAUUAUAAGUUUUCGAUGUGAUCAAUCCAUAUCUUUAUCAAAAGUUAGAUAAUCUGAUUUACUAGAAGAGGUACAAUGGCAAUUGGCAAGUGGGGAGCAUGUAACAGAAAGAAGACAGAAAAAUGUGAAUGAUGGUACUUUUGGUGCGGAGAACGGAGGCAAAUAUUUGAGGCGGGGUCGAAGAAUACUUGGUGAACAAGUUCAUGAAAGACUACUUGGGGGCAAAGUUUCAAAAGCCUAAACAUCAACGCAAAUUAAAAGGGAAUCUGGAAAAGGUAAGGAAAUGGAAAGGAGUUUUCCAUAGUCAAUGUUUGCUUUGUCGUUUCAUGCUUUUGCACAUUUUUGCCUGCUUUUGUUGGUUAGGAAAUUUUACUUUAUGCACUACUCUCUGCUUUGUUUAUUGAGAGUACAGAGAAGCCUGUAAAUUUCUUUGAUGUUAAUUAUUGAGUGAACAUUUAGUGUAUCCAAGCCUGUGUAUUUGUCUUUAGAAGAAUCUAGAUAAAGGUUUCUGAGUGAACCUUGAAAAUCCCAUUUGUAGUUCAUGUAAAAAAAUAAAAAAAAAAGAAGGCAAAAAAAAAAAGUGUUGCGUCAAAAAAACUGAACUUGACGUUUAAACUGAAGAGGCCGAUAGUGUAAGGAUUCAUAACUUUGGUUUAGCCAAAUUUUAGAAGAUAUGGAACAAUUUAUUACAUACUCUAAACCACUUGGGUGUUACAUACUCUAAAUUUGACAUUGUCUACAUGUAGCAAUAUGUGUAUCUAUUUAAAUUUGACAUCACUUUGGCGACGCAAUUUUUGUUAGCCUGGUAAAAACUAAUCAUAUUUUGAUGUGGAAUUCAAUGUCCGUAGGAAAAGGACCGCUAACUUACUAAUAAAGGACCAGAGAAUAUUUUUAUGACUUGAUCGAGGGAGAUUCCAAAAUGUAAACUAUUCUAACAAGCUAAUCUCCAAGAGGGGUUGAUGAAAAACAACAUUUAAAAAAAGAAAAAAAAAAGGGUGACGCGUCCGCAAAACUUGUUUCCUUGGAGGGAUUGGGGUGAGUUUGUCUACAAAAUACUUCACUCUGUUGAUGCUAUUGCAGCUUCUUCUUGCAUGAGAGAGAGAGAGAGAGAUGAACAGCUACUUCGGAUUGGAUCCCACUGAAGAACAAUUGGUGAGCUUCUUGAGGGAGAAGAAACAGAUUGACCACAUCAUCCCUGAGAUUUAUAUCGGCAACUACGUGCCUUGGGAUGUACCUGGGCUGUAUGCAGGGCUGUUCGCAGAGCCAGACUCGCCACAUCAGCCUAUGUUCUUCUUCAGCCCAAGGGAUUACAGGUACAUCGACAACAACUAUGCUCGCACUAACAGCGCCACUGCGCGAGGCUUCUGGAAAACCACAGGCAAAGAACGUGUGAUCAAGGCUCGAGGGUCCAUUUUGAGAGAGAGGACCUUGAUCUUCUAUGAAGGUCGUGUGCCUCCAUUUAACCAGACCAACUGGAUCAUGCAUGAAUAUAGUCUCAUUGAAGAUGAAGCCAACCCUACUCCUGAGCUGGCCCAGCAGAGGGGUUUUGUUCUGUGUUGCUUGAAGAAAAUACAAGAAAAGAAGGAUAGUUCAAUCUUUGCUCAACCUGAUGAAUGGCCCUUGAUUUCAGAGGAGUAUCCUCAGCCAGAAGAACCGGAAUGAAUCUUUCCUGCACUGAAGCUACAGGAUUACACACUGCAGAUGGACACAGAAGUGGGAGAUGUUUAGCAUGGGACCUGCUGGAGUCCUACUAUAUGUAUUAGUAUUAAACCUAUCUCUGUCACCUUCAAGUCUCAGUAAUAUGUAUUAGUAUAAUCAAACCUAUAUUUUUCUCUUCAUUUGUAUCCUUGUGACUA